UGAGCCUUUGCGUCAGCCGCGGGCGGCGGUCAGUGUAUGGUGAACCAAGCCCGCUUAAAAGGGAGGACGUUGAGGACACCGUGGCUGGAGGGAGAGACAGCUGGAGGAGACAUGGCAGGUUUCGUGCGCGGCCUGCGCUGCUGUCACACAGCAUCCCCCUGAAGUGUUUCCUCGUCCGCCCCCUCCCCGAGGGGCGGGGCUGACCACUCUGGUACCCAGAGCCCGCGCGUGGGUGACAUAGGAGCGCCCCUGCAGAGUGGGGAACCCACCAGGCUGUGCCAUGCCGGCCAGGGGCCACCGAGGCGGGAGACAGAACGCGACCAAGCGCUUCUGAGUGAUCACCAAGCAGCAGUCGCCUCAGGGCAGCUCGGUAACCGCAGGAGGGAAGAUGAAGGAGAUUUGCAGGAUCUGUGCCCGGGAGCUGUGCGGAAACCAGCGGCGCUGGAUCUUCCACACAGCAUCCAAGCUCAACCUCCAGGUUUUGCUGUCGCACGUCCUAGGCAAGGAUGUCUCCCGCGAUGGCAAAGGUGAGUUUGCAUGCAGCAAGUGUGCUUUCAUGCUUGAUCGGAUCUAUAGAUUCGACACCGUCAUUGCCCGGAUCGAAGCCCUUUCUAUUGAGCGCUUGCAGAAGCUGCUGCUGGAGAAGGACCGCCUCAAGUUCUGCAUUGCGAGCAUGUAUCGGAAGAAUAAUGAUGACACUGGCCCGGAGACCAAGGCGGGGAAUGGAACUGUUGACAUUUCCGGCUUACCCGAUGUGAGAUACUCUGCACUGCUCCAGGAAGACUUUGCCUAUUCAGGGUUUGAGUGUUGGGUAGAAAAUGAGGAUCAGAUUCAGGAGCUACAUAGCUGUCAUGCUUCGGAAGGCCCUGGUAACCGACCCAGGAGAUGCCGUGGCUGUGCAGCUUUGCGGGUUGCAGAUUCUGACUAUGAAGCUAUUUGUAAGGUGCCUCGAAAGGUGGCCAAAAGUAUCUCAUGUGGCCCUUCUACCAGGUGGUCCACCAGCAUUUGCACUGAAGAACCAGCUUUGUCUGAAGUUGGGCCACCGGAUUUAUCAAUUUCUAAGGUUCCCCCAGAUGGAGAAAGCAUGGAGGAAGAGACACCGGGAUCCUCUGUGGAGUCUUUGGAUGCAAGUGUCCACGCUAGUCCUCCACAGCAAAAGGAUGAGGAACCUGAGAGAAGUGCAAAGGAACUUGUAAAGUGUGACUGUUGUUCAGAGGAACAGGCUUCACAGCAUACGUGUAACCCCAAGCUGGAGCUAGUUCUUAGCAUGAUUAAAGGUCUUGAUUAUAAGCCCAUCCAGAGCCCCCGAGGGAGCAAGCUUCCUAUUCCAGUGAAAUCCAGCCCACCUGGAGCCAGGCCCGGCCAUGUCAUGACAGAUGGAGUUAGUUCUGGCUUCCUUAACAGGUCUUUGAAACCCCUUUACAAGACACCUGUGACUUAUCCCUUGGAGAUUUCAGACCUGCAGGAGCUGUGGGAUGAUCUCUGUGAAGAAUAUUUGCCACUUCGGGUCCAGCCUGUGACCAUGACUGAAGAGUUACUCAAACAACAAAAGCUGAAUUCAGAUGAGACUGCUAUAACUCAGCAGUCUGUAUCUGAUUCCCAUUUGGCAGAACUCCAGGAAAAAAUCCAACAAACUGAGGCCACCAACAAGAUUCUUCAAGAAAAACUGAAUGAAAUGAGCUGUGAACUAAAGUCUGUUCAGCAGUCAUCUCAGAAGCAAGAUAGUACAAUUCAAAGCCUCAAGGAAACUCUGAAAAGCAGGGAAAGCGAGACUGAGGAGUUGUACCAGGUGAUUGAAGGUCAAAACGACACAAUGGCAAAGCUUCGAGAAAUGCUGCACCAGAGCCAGCUUGGACAACUGCAUACCUCUGAGGGUACUUCCCCAGCUCAGCAACAGGUGGCUCUGCUUGAUCUUCAGAGUGCUUUAUUCUGCAGCCAGCUUGAGAUCCAGAAGCUUCAGAGGGUGGUACGACAAAAAGAACGGCAACUGACUGAUGCCAAACGCUGUGCGAGAUUUGUAGAGGUGGCGGCAGAGGAGAGAGAGCAGCAGAAAGAGGCUUCUUGGAAACAUAACCAGGAAUUGCGAAAAGCCUUGCAGCAGCUACAGGGAGAAUUGCAGAAUAAGAGCCAACAGCUUCAUACUCUAGAGUCUGAAAAAUGCAAUGCGAUUAGAAUCCAAGAGCAACACAUUCAGCACCUCAACCACAGUCUGAGUCACAAAGAGCAGCUGCUUCAGGAAUUUCGGGAACUCCUGCAGUACCGAGAUAACUCGGACAAAACCCUUGAUGCGAAUGAAAUGUUGCUUGAGAAGCUUCGGCAAAGAAUCCAAGAUAGAGAUGUUGCUCUAGAGCGGGCUAUAGAUGAGAAGUUCUCCAGUCUAGAAGAAAAAGAAAAGGAACUGCGCCAACUUCACCUUGCUGUGAGGGAACGAGAUCAUGACUUAGAGAGACUGCGAGGUGUUCUCUCCUCUAAUGAAGCUACUAUCCAGAGUAUGGAGAGUCUUCUGAGGGCCAAAGGCCUGGAAGUGGAACAGUUAUCUGCUACCUGUCAGAACCUCCAAUGGCUGAGAGAAGAAAUGGAAACCAAAUUUAGCCACUGGCAAAAGGAGCAAGAAAGUAUCAUUCAGCAGUUGCAGACAUCUCUGCAUGACAGGAACAAAGAAGUGGAGGAUCUUAGUGCAACGUUGCUCUGCAAACUCGGACCAGGGCAGAGUGAGAUAGCUGAGGAGCUGUGCCAGCGUCUACAGCGAAAGGAGAGGAUGCUGCAGGACCUUCUAAGCGAUCGAAACAAACAAGCAGUGGAAUAUGAAAUGGAGAUUCAGGGCCUGCUUCAGUCCAUGAGCACCAGGGAGCAGGAGAGCCAAGCUGCUGCAGAAAAGAUGGUACAAGCCCUGAUGGAAAGAAAUUCAGAAUUACAGGCCCUGCGCCAGUAUCUGGGAGGGAAAGAUUUCACAAUGUCCCAAGCACUCAUAUCUAACCGACCAGCCGAAGUUACCUCCAUCAGCCCCCAUCUUGGAGAGCAGACUGAUCAAGGUUUGAUGCAUAUACCCUCCAGAGAUGAUAGCACUUCAUUGACUGCCAAAGGGGAUGUCAGCAUACCCAGGUCCUCAGGAGGAGACUUGGAUACAGUCACAGGGCUAGAAAAAGAACUGAGCAGUGCCAAAGAGGAACUUGAGCUCAUGGCUAAAAAAGAGAGAGAAAGUCGGAUGGAGCUUUCUGCCCUCCAGUCCAUGAUGGCUGUGCAAGAGGAAGAGCUGCAAGUGCAGGCUGCUGAUCUGGAGUCUUUGACCAGGAACAUACAGAUUAAAGAAGACCUCAUAAAGGACCUGCAGAUGCAGCUGGUUGAUCCUGAAGACAUCCCGGCUAUGGAACGCCUGACCCAAGAAGUCUUACUCCUUCGGGAAAAAGUUGCUUCAGUGGAAUCACAGGGUCAGGAAACUUCUGGAAACCGAAGACAACAAUUGUUGCUGAUGCUGGAAGGACUGGUAGAUGAACGGAGUCGACUCAAUGAAGCCCUACAAGCAGAGAGACAGCUCUAUAGCAGUCUGGUGAAGUUCCAUGCACAUCCAGAGAGCUCUGAGAGAGACCGAACUCUGCAGGUGGAACUAGAAGGGGCCCAGGUGUUACGCAGUCGGCUAGAAGAAGUCCUUGGAAGAAGCCUGGAGCGCUUAAGCAGGCUGGAGACCCUGGCCGCCAUUGGAGGUGCAGCUGCGGGGGACGACACGGAGGACGCGAGCACGGAGUUCACCGACAGUAUUGAGGAGGAGGCUGCGCACAAUAGCCACCAGCAGCUCAGCAAGGUGGCUUUGGAGAAAAGCCUGGCAGCUGCGGAGACCCAGAGCGCAUCUCUCACGCCCCCUUCCCCGGCAGGAGGGGACAGUAACAGGGGUCUUCAGGAGGAAAUGCUCCACCUGAGGGCUGAGGUCCACCAGCACUUAGAGGAGAAGAGGAAAGCUGAGGGGGAACUGAAGGAGCUAAAGGCUCAAAUUGAGGAAGCAGGAUUCUCCUCGGUGGCCCACAUCAGGAACACCAUGCUGAGCCUUUGCCUUGAGAAUGCAGAGCUGAAAGAGCAGAUGGGAGAAGCAAUGUCUGAUGGAUGGGAGAUGGAGGAAGACAAGGAGAAGGGCGAGGUGAUGGUGGAGACUGUGGUUGCCAAAGGGGGUCUGAAUGAGAAUAGCCUUCAGGCUGAAUUCAGAAAGCUCCAGGGAAAACUGAAAAACGCCCACAAUAUCAUCAGCCUCCUCAAAGAACAGCUGGUGCUGAGCAGCAAGGAAGGGAAUAGUCAACUUAGUCGCGAGCUCCUUGUGCACCUGGCCAGGGAAAUCGACAGGAUGAACACGGGGCUGGUUUGCGCUCCUGGAAAGCACCGAUGCCAAGAAGAGGAGGAUGUAACCAUGAGGUCCUGCCCCAGGCCCCAGAGCCUUGACCUGGGGACUGCCCUCACAGAGGAUGCCCACCAACUGGAUAACGGGCCCCAGGCCUGUGACCCUGGGCCUCAGUCAGAAUUUAGCCUCCUGGGAUCCACCAAGCACCUGCGCUCCCAGUUGGCACAAUGCAGACAACGCUAUCAAGAUCUCCAGGAGAAGCUGCUGAUAUCAGAAGCCACUGUCUUUGCCCAAGCUAACCAGCUGGAGAAAUACAGAGUCAUGCUGAGUGAAUCCCUGGUGAAGCAGGACAGCAAGCAGGUGCAAGUAGACCUCCAGGACCUGGGCUAUGAGACUUGUGGCCGAAGCGAGAAUGAGGCUGAACGGGAGGAGAGCACCAGUCCUGAGUGUGAGGAGCAUGACAGCCUCAGGAAAACAGUCCUAAUGGAGGGGCUGUGUUCUGAGCAAGGACACCUGGGCUCCACACUGGCCAGCCCCCCUGGCAAGAAGCCUUUGGAGAACCAGCAGGGGAAGCCGGAGGAGUUCCAGGCAUAUGGAAAGUCAGAAGACAUGUGUGUACUACGUAAGGACAUCAAAGACCUGAAGGCCCAGCUGCAGAAUGCCAACAAGGUCAUUCAAAACCUGAAGAGCCGGGUCCGGUCCCUCUCAGUUACAAGCGAUUAUUCAUCUAGUCUGGAGAGACCCCGGAAGCUGAAGGCUGCUGGUACCCUUGAGGGAUCUUCACCACACAGUGUCACUGAUGAGGACGAAGGAUGGUUGUCUGAUGGCACAGGGGCUUUCUACCCCCCAGGGCUUCAGGCUAAAAAGGAUCUGGAGAGUCUGAUCCAGAGGGUAUCCCAGCUGGAAGCCCAGCUUCCAAAAACUGGAACAGAAGGGAAGCUGGCCGAGGAGCUGAGAUCAGCCUCGUGGCCUGGGAAAUAUGAUUCCCUGAUUCAGGACCAGGCCCGAGAACUCUCUUACCUACGCCAGAAAAUACGAGAAGGGAGAGGUAUCUGUUAUCUUCUUACCCAGCAUGCGAAAGACACAGUAAAGUCUUUUGAGGACCUCCUAAGGAGCAAUGACAUUGACUACUACCUGGGGCAGAGCUUCCGGGAACAACUUGCCCAAGGAAGCCAGCUGACAGAGAGGCUUACCAGCAAACUCAGCACCAAGGAUCAUAAAAGUGAGAAAGAUCAAGCUGGACUUGAGCCGCUGGCCUUGAGGCUCAGCAGGGAGCUGCAGGAGAAGGAGAAAGUGAUUGAAGUCCUACAGGCCAAGCUGGACGCCCGGUCCCUAACGCCCUCCAGCAGCCAUGCUUUGUCUGACUCCCACCGCUCUCCCAGCAGCUCCUCCUUCCUGUCUGAUGAGCUGGAAGUCUGCUCUGACAUGGACAUAGGCAGCGAAUACACACACUAUGAAGAGAAGAAAGCUUCACCUGGUCACUCAGAUUCCAUCCAUCACUCAAGUCACUCUGCUGUACUGUCUUCUAAACCAUCAGCAACCAGUGCAUCUCAGGGGGUUAAGGCCGAACCCAGCAGCAAUCCCAUCAGCUUGCCUGCUCCCCUGAAUCCCCCCCAGGAGGCCAGCCAGGCCCAUCCAGGUGCAAGCACUGUUCCUACUGCUUCCCAAGCCACGCUGCCAAACAGCCACUUAGAAGCCAACUCUUCCCACUACCUCAAACCUGCCCAGCCCCUGUCUCCUCCAAGGGGCACCACAGAACUGGGUGGAAUACUGGAGCCUGGACACCUGGGUAGCAGUGGCCAGUGGGACCUGAUGAGGCCUCAGAAAGGGAGCAUAAAUGGGGACCUGUCCUCAUGUUUCUCCAUGUAUCAGCUCAACUCCAAACCCACAGGGGCUCACCUGCCACAGGAGCAUCUUGGUGAAAUCCGGAACCUUAGCCAGCACCUGGAGGAGUCCACCAUUUUUAAUGACCGCCUGAGGGAGCAGCUGCAACACAGGCUCAGCUCCACUGCUUCUGGGUCAGGAUCCCCCUCGACCUUCUCCAGUCCGGGCCUGCAGUCCACACCUCAGCUCUACAAUGAGGACAGAGUCCUGAGGGAAGAAAACCAGAGCCUUCGGGCUCAGCUGGGUCACGUUUCCAGAGAGCACUCCCAGGAAACAGAAUGCCUGAGGGAGGCUCUGUUGACCUCUCAAUCCCGGCUUCAAGAACUGGAAAUGGAGCUGGAGCACCAGAAGGUGGAGCAGCAGCAGCUUUUGGAAGACUUGAAGGAGAAGCAGGAGGAGAUCUUGCAUUUCCAGGAGGAACGACUGUCUCUCCAGGAGAAAGACUCCAGGCUGCAGCAUAAGCUGGCCCUCUUGCAGCAACAGUGUGAAGAGAAACACCAGCUCUUCCAGUCCCUCCAGUCAGAGCUACAGAUCUACGAGGCACUUUAUGGAAAUUCCAAGAAGGGGCUGAAAGCUUACACCUGGGAUGCCUGUCACCAAGUCACUUUAAGCAGUGACUUGAGCCACCUGGUGGCAGAGAUCCGAGCUUUGAGAGGCCAGCUGGAGCAGAGCAUUCAGGGGAACAACUGCCUGCGACUGCAGCUUGAACAGCAGUUGGAUGGUGGCUCCAGGAAAGCCAGCCUCAGCCCCUCCUCCGUCAACCAGAACUUCCCUGCCAACACUGACUCUGGAAGCAAGCAGCCGCUCUUCCAAGAUUCAGUUGCCUCCCCUCCAGUUCGGGAUGUGGGCAUGAAUUCUCCAGCUCUGGUCUUCCCCAGCUCUUCUUCUGCUCCUCCUGGCUCAGAGACCACAACCUUCAAUAGGACAAAUGAGCUGGGUUUGGAUGCUUCUCCAGUGAUGAAGAACCCUCACCCUCCCAAGCUGGAAGGUGAUGCUACUGACGGCUGCUUUGCCAAUAAGCAUGGCCGCCAUGUCAUUGGACACAUUGAUGACUACAGUGCCCUAAGACAGCAGAUUGAGGAGAGCAGUCUGCUGGUCAAGAAGAUAGCAUCUCUCAUGAGAUCAACCUGCAACUUUCCUGGCCUUGAAGCUCCAGGCCCAGAGGAGAUGGGCAGCAAAGGUGUCCAUGAGCUCCUGAGCAGCACCAACACUCUGCACCAGCGGCUGGAGGAGUCGACCUCCCUCCUCACCAUGUUCUGGCGAGCAGCCUUGCCAAGCUCCCAAGGCCCUGCACUGGCUGGCAAAGUGGGAGAGUCCGUGAAAAGGGAGCUUCUGGAACUGAAAACCAAACUAUCCAAACAGGAGAGUCUACUUCAAAGCACGACUGAGCGUCUAAAGACUGCCAACCAGCAGAAGGAGAGCAUGGAGCAGUUCAUCUUCAGCCAGUUGACCAGGACUCAUGAUGUUUUGAAGAAGGCAAGGACUAACUUGGAGGAGCCAUACAAGACUCGAAGCCACUCAAAACAGCAGGAAGGAUGGGCCUGCCCGCCUUUUGCACAGCUCCCUGUCUGCUGAGGAGGAUCAGGGUCCCCUCCUCUACACCUGAUGAAAGAAGUCAGAGAUGUAGCCUGGUGGGGCAGGGCGAAAGGCAGAGGGCCUUCCCUGUACUUGUGGCAUAACCAGCCGCAGUUGCGGAAUAACCUGGCCCACUUGGCCCAGCGCUAAGCAAAACAUGCAUAGCUUGUAGAGGACCUCGUGACACUGCUUCUGAACACGCCUAAGGCAUGGGAACCAGCAACAGCACAUUUCUCACCUCAGCACCCAUCCUCAGCAGGUCAACUUGGGGGAAGGAGGGCCUGCCUCCUAGGAAUGGGACAUGAGGUCCCGACACUGGAGCUCCUGGGCAGAUCUAAAAGCACAGGACUGAGCAGCAGUGCCCUGCUGGACAGUGUGGCCUGAGCCCUACGACCUAACUGGGGGCCAGCACAGCUGAGUCACAAUCAGGCUGGGCAUCAGUCUACACUGCAACACCUGAGUUAUUUGAAUCCAUGUGGUGAGAGGUGACUCCGAGAUGCCGUCUCAUGCUCAGCCUGUACCUCCUGUUUCUAUUCCUUCGUGAUCUCCAAAAAGUGUUCUGACCUCACUCUGAAGAUACUGUCCCAUUUUGUCCUCCUACCUUCUCUCUGGAACUGGGGACUGAUGGCCACACCAAGCCCACUGAAAGUCUUGUGUAAAGCAAACCAGUGAUCAUUUUAAGUGAUAUAUCUGAGGGCCCCAAUUGUGCUAAAGCAUAGUCUGUAUCUUUACAGUGCUUUAGAAUGUCUGUAUGUGUGUAUAAAUGUAUCAUACAUAUUUAUAUAUGUUGCUAUAGCAGUAUGUGUGUAAGCUAACAUAACUGGUGGACAGGGUCAGUGAGAGAAAAUGGAAACGUCUUGUUGGUGGCUAUUAAAGGAAAAUAUGUAUACAGAAAUAAAAUUUAUUUGCUUA
This is a messenger RNA of Phacochoerus africanus (Common warthog), 8695 nucleotides long. RefSeq names its product phosphodiesterase 4D interacting protein (gene PDE4DIP). Bases 389 to 7783 code for a protein of 2464 amino acids. The transcript is spliced from 39 exons. Gene Ontology annotation, molecular function: zinc ion binding. Gene Ontology annotation, cellular component: microtubule organizing center; nucleus. NCBI's taxonomy places the organism in Eukaryota, Metazoa, Chordata, Mammalia, Artiodactyla, Suidae. The record is from RefSeq and is a predicted model, not a curated record.